This is a messenger RNA of Drosophila mojavensis, 7898 nucleotides long. RefSeq lists its product as uncharacterized. The record is from RefSeq and is a predicted model, not a curated record. The coding region runs from base 722 to 6226 and encodes 1834 amino acids. The transcript is spliced from 6 exons. Lineage: Eukaryota; Metazoa; Arthropoda; Insecta; Diptera; Drosophilidae.
AAUAAUGAAAAUACAAGAAAACUGAAAACAAAAACAAAUUCUAUAAAGCUAAAGUGUGAAUCCGAUCAAAGGAAUGAGCCCUUAAAGAGCAAGGGAGAAGGGGAGCGAGUGACUAUAACUAUAAAUAAGAACAGCGCCAAGCAAGUUGGCAACAAGUGAAGUGAAGUAGCAACCCGAAGCAGCCACAUCGAUUGGGUCUUUUGUCCCUGAGACUGCGUUGGUCCAACGUAACGCCAACAACAGUCCAAUAUACCAAAAAUAAAAUCGACGCGGGCAGCAACAAAAGCUGCGAGCAACAACAGUCAGCAGCGGGCAACAUCUGCUGCGGCAACAUUUUAGAAACUACAAAAACAGCAGCAACAAACGAAGGCAACAUUUGUCGUAGCAACACGAGUCUCUCCCGGCAACACCAACAGCGCAACAUUUGCUGAGAACAUUGGGCAGGCGCAUAAAGCUGGCAACAUUUGCUGAGAAGCUGCAAAACGGGACUAGCAACAUUUGCAACGGCAACAUCUGGAGCUGGCAACAUUUGCUGUGAAGCUGCAAAACGGGACUAGCAACAUUUGCAACGGCAACAUCUGGAGCUGGCAACAUUUGAAUAGCAACUUGGCUACAACGAUAGCAACAGCAGCUGGCAGCAUUUGAAUAGCAGCUACAACGAUAGCAACAGCAGCUGGCAACAUUUGCUGCAGCAACAUUUGAGUAGCGCCUUUGCAACUCGAUGUUGUUGCUUUUGCUUGCUUUCAUUAUGAGAUUCGUAGACAUUUCCAAAAUGCAACGGCGUCAACGCUGCACGUCGUGUGCCAGCGCUGGCAUUGAAUGCCCGCGCAGCAACAAAAACAACAACAACAACAACAACAGCUGCAGCAACAACAGCUCAACUGCUGAUGCCAAUGGCAACACGCAGUGCUGGCAGCAUGUGCCUAGCGCAAGCAACAGCAGCAGCACCAGCAGCGGCUGUGAUAGCAGCAGCUCCUCCAAGGAGAACUACUAUGCUUCGCAGCAACAGCAACAGCAACAGCAGCAACAACAACAGCAGCAAUAUUACAACAACAAUGGUCUAACGGCACAGCAACUGCAGCAGCUGCGCUACUAUCAAUGCAUGCAACAGCAACAAUUGCAAUUGCUGCAACAGCAAUUGUUGCAGCGUCGUCGAUUGCAGCAGCAACUGCGCGACCAGGGCGUCAAUGUAUGCAAAGCAACAACAACAACAACAACAGCCGGACUCACCUGUAAUCAGCAAUAUUUGAUGCAACAGAGGCAGCAGCAGCAACAAUAUGUUGCUAAGUACAACAACAAUAACAACAACAACAACAAUGAACAGGACAAAAGCCACAAUCUAAACAACAUCAUCAUCAACAACAACAACAACAUUCGUAUUGGCCCAAAUGUGGCUCAAGGUACUCAUUUGCGACGUGGUAUGACAGACAUCUCAACAGCGAACGACAUCAACAAUUUCAGCAACAUCAAGCGCCAUAUCGAACACCCAUUCACCUCGCCACAAAGUUCACCCACAACUCACAAACCAUACGCCAAAACUAAUAUAAAUCAAACGCAAAUCAAUUUGAAUUCACGCUUAACCCAGCAGCAACAGCAACAGCAACAGCAACGGCAGCAACAAUCGUCGAGAGUCGGGGGUAAGCAAUACAACGGCAACACGGCUGCAUUCAAUACUAGUUUGGCCAACGCCAGCGGCCCAGGCUCGGCCCCGCAGUCCCCGCAGCACUACCGCAUCCCCCUGAACAGCCCGAACAACUCGCUGUUCACGCUAGCCCAUGCGACGGCCGGCAGGCAGCGGUACAAGCAGCAGCAGCUGAACGACCGCCUGCUGCAGCAGCAGCACCUGCAGCACUGCCAGCAGCAGCAGCAGCAGCAGCAGUGCAAUGAGGAACUGAGCGAGGAGAGCCUCAAGCAGAAUGUGGCCAUCGUCCUGAGCAACUUGGAUCGCUACAACAGUGCGCUGCGCAGCAUCAUACUGAACGAGCAGGUGAACCACAUCAGCAGCAACAGCAGCGACAGCCUCUUUCUGCUCGACAACAUCGCCGAGCCCGACAACAACAACAUCUCAGUGAGGAGCAGCGCCAUGGCAGCAACAAAUGUGGCGGCUGUGCUCACGCCCGAAUCGGAUUACAACAGCAAUGCAACAACGCCGGGGUCACAGCAGCAGCAGCAGCAACAGCAACUGCAGCAGCAGCAGCAGCAACUGGGGGUAGGUGGUAUGCUUUGUGGUGGUGGUAACGGUGGUGGUGGUGGUGUCGGUGGUGGUGGCAACAAUCUCAACUGUUCGCUGGCCUCGUCGCAAGACUUUACUCACGACAAUUCCGAUUAUCAGUGGUUCCUCGACUACGGCUAUCGGGAUGGCUGCGGCGGCAUGCAGCGCAGCGUGCUCAGCUCGCUGUCGGCCUCGUACAAUGCCAUGGGCGACUUCUUCUACUACGAGGAUCUCAAGAACCUGGACGCCAAUCUGGCCGAGGUGGACAUGGAGAGCUUUCGGGCGGAGGACAUACACUCGCUGCUCUCCCAGCUGCCCGCCUACUGCAAGAGUUUGGGCGGCGCCAACAGUCGCCUGCAGCAGUCGCUGCUCUACCAGCAGCAGCAGCAGCAGCAGCAGCAGCAACAGCAGCAGCAGCAGCAACAACUGCAGCUGCAGCUGCAACACAGCAAUAUGAUGAGCAACAUGCAGCACAUGGCACACAACAUGUCGCAGACCUCGACCACGUCCACGAACGAGCUAAUUGACAAUUCAUUCUGCAAAUCGGAGCUGCUCUUCUCGCCCGUCAAAGAGUCGCACAUAUCGGUGGACUCGCUGGACAUGGACGCCUACCCGGACGAGGGCGACAUCAUCUUCACCUGCAACAAGGACAACUACACCAUCGCCUUCGAGGGCAGCGUCCUCUACUCGGACGACAGUUUCUAUGCGGAGCCCUGCGACAUCGCCGCCAGGAACAAACAGAACUGCAUCAAUCUGCACAGCAAUCUGGACGACAUCGUGAAGCGCAACAAGGCCCUGGAGGUAUCCAUGUCACGCUCGGCCCAGUCUUUCCAGCUGCCCUGCAAGUCACCAAAGACGCCGACUAAAGCUCAACUACAGCGACGCUCGCUUCUUCUUGUCUCGCCCGCGCGCAGGUAUCCUUCGGGCAACAACAACAAUGGCGGAGGAGGAGGAGGAGGCGCAGCAGGAGAAACCAUUAUACUCACACGCCAUUUGCCGCAAUGCAGCGUGCGCAAGAGCAACAGUCUACCGAAUCUAUCCAGCGAGCUGACGCUGAGCGAGGAGCAGCAGCAGCAGGAGGAGGACAAGCUGCAGUCGGAUCAUUCGGGGCCACUGAACGUCUCGCAGGCGAUAAGUACCUCGACCAUGGAAUCGUGCUCGACGCGCUCCAGGAACCUGCUGCCCAUGUGCCAGAUGCCGAUCUCAAUCAGCGUGUCCGUCUCGGAGCGCCUGCAGGAGGCGGACGAGCGGCACAAGGAUGGCACGCCCACGCCCACGCCUCAGCAGCAGCAGCAGCAGCAGCAGCAGCAUACGCAGCAUCAUCAUCAUUCGCAUCAGCAUCGCCACAAGCAUCGCUGCAGCUGCGCGCUGUCCUCCACGCAGGGCAGUCAGAACUUCUGCUCGAAUGCUUCCCAUGGCCACAUCUCGGGCUCGGGCUCGGGCUCGGGCUCGGGAUCCGCCUCGUCGGGUAAUUCGAACCCGGCCGCCUUCAAUCUAGUCAAGCUGUUCAUCAAGCAGAAAAGCCACAACAGCAGCAGCAGCCACAGCAACAGCUGCGCCCAGGAGGAGAACCAGGCCUGCGCGCUCACCUGCAUGGACGUCUCCUCGGGCUGCUGGCCGUCGAGCGACGCCGCCGCCUCCAGCUGCAGCAGCGGCUCCCUGGAGAAGCGUCUGCGCAAGAAGAGCAUGCACGACUCGGGCAAGGGCUCGGCCGUGAGUCGCCACGACGAGGAGGACAACUACGAGGAUGCCGACGCCGACGCCGACGCUGACGUCGACGGUGACGGUGACGGCGACACGGCGUCUACGCCCAAGCGACAGCUGCGCACGCGCUGCGAUGCCGUGUUCUAUGACGACGGCGCCAGCUCCAGCUCGACGGGCUCCUUGACGGCUACCAAUUCGCCGGCGCAUCGCCGCCGCAGCAUGCCCCUGCGCAAUCCGCAGCUCUAUCAGCUGGCGGCCAGCUCACAGACCCAGGCGCAGGCGCAGACGCAGACGCAGUGCAGCCAGCAGUCGUCGGAGGCGAGCAACUCGGAGCAGCUGACCGAGGUGCCCAUGCAGGCGGGAGGCAAGCCCAGGCGCGGCUCGAGCAAUCGGCCGUUGUCGUGCGCCUCCAGCUCGGAGAUGAUCACGCGCUCGAUGCAGACCUCCUGCGGCUCCCUCAGCACGACGCACAGCAGCCUGAGCGAGCGGUACCGGUGCGUGCCGCCCUCGUUCCUCGCCAAGCUGCACAACCUGGGCGAGCAGUGCGAGGCGCCCAUCUACGUGAUCUACCCGAACUACGCGCUGCCCGACCUGGGCUUCGUCAAGACCAGCAGCAGCAGCACCGACGUCAUCUUCUCGCCCUUCAACUACAAGAUGACGCUGGACAGCGCUGGCUCCGGUGGCGGCGCAGGCGCAGGCGGCAGCUCGACGGGCUCGCUGGGCAGGAAGCAGCGCAGCAGCCAGGGCGCCAGGGAGAACCAGAACGAGCUGUUCAAGACGCUCGACUACAAGCACAUCGCCGACUGGCAGUCGCUGGUGACGCUGCUGCCCGCCGAGUACCGGCAGCGCCUGCAACACAUUCCCGAGGUGCGCCAGAUCACGAGCCAGCUGGAGGCGGAGCUCUCGCAGCGCCCGCUGUUCUGCAUGUCGCCGCCGAUUCGACGCAACCGGCCGAACAUCUGCGACUGCGCCAAGAGCUUGCAGCAGACGCAGCUGGACGAGGCCUCCAGCUCGGGCUCUAGUCAGCCGCCCAGCUCCGGGUAUCGCGGCUCGUCGACGCUGCUCACCGACUCGGAGGUCGAUGCGGAUCCCAUGAAGCAGAUGUAUGUCUACCAGUACGAGCAGCAGCGCAUGGACUCGGGCGCGGAGACGAGUCCUGCCAGCCGGCAGCAGCCGCAGCCGCAGCCGAUGCCGCGCAGCAUCCUGCGCAAGGCGAACUCGGCGCAAAUGCGCACCAAGCGCAAUUCCAUGAUCGAAGCCAAGCAGACGCAGCAGCUGUCGAAGCUGGAGAAGCGACGCAGCUUGCAGGAGCCGCCCCACAACUACGCCCUCGGCUCCACAGACGAGCUGGCCGAGGUCUUUGAGGAGGAGGAGCAGCAGCAGCAGCAGCAGCAGUCGGCAGCCAACGCAACGCAGCCAGCCAAGCAGCGACUAUCGCGCAAGGAUCUGGACGCACGGGCUCGAGCUGAGAGCUUCCUGGCCUCGCUGCCUCGCUCGGAGCUGAAGUAUUACGCGGAGAUAGCGGCGAUUCUAGAGUCUUCCGGUGGGCAGGUGCAGUACGACGCGGCGGCCCUCAAGAAGGAGGUGAGCCGCGUGCUCAGCCAGCAGAAGAAGGUCUCCUUCAACGACGGCGCCAACUGCGAGGCCGAGCUGCAGCAGCAGCAGCAGCAGCAGCAGCAGGGGCAGCAGGCGCAGGCCAAGCGCUUCACGACGCCACCGAAUUCUCCCAACAUUUCCAUAGCCGCGCUGCAGCGGCGCGAGACGCUCGACGUGCAGGAGCAGCGCAAGAUCGAGAGCAAUCGCUUCAAGCGCCUGCAGAUCCAGUGGGAGCUCAUGAGCAAGGACUCGAGCAUGCUCAAGGAGCUGGCCAACGAGCAGGCCACCAAGAGCGGUGGAUCCACGCCUACCUCGACGACCUCAGCCAAUUCCAGCUCGGCGCAGAAGUCACGCAUCCCACGGCCAGUCAGCUAUCCGGCGGGCAGAAGUCCGAAGCCAAGUGCCGCCUCGCCUGCGGCAGUCGGCCAGACUAAGCGAAAUUCGCCUGCUAAUGUUAUCUCCCCACAAAUCUGCAGAGUCAGCGCCGUGCACGACGCGGCCAGCAGUGGCAAGUGCAACACCCGAUCUCCCAGCCGCAUUGUGCAGCCGAAGCGGUACAGCCUGGCCACCACGCCCACUUCCUCAGCAGCGCCCGCGGCUGGACGAGCGCGCACCCCCACGGCACGCGGCGGCGUCGCCUCAGCGACCACACCCAGUACACCCAAGCGUCAAGUAGCUGCAGCAACGUCCAGACCCACAUCGCGAGUACGUUAACAAUGGAAGCGCUAGAUGGAAGCCAAGCGACCUUAACGCAGCAAGGGCGUGGCACGCGUUUAACAAUAUCCAAAACCAAGUCAAGCAUAAUGCGAGAAAAACAAGAAAACAACAAUGAAACAUUGUAUAAAAAAUAUAUAUAGAUUAAGGCUUUGCGCGGCUCUUUUGCUUAGACAACUGGCCACUGAACAGCGCCCGGGUAGAGUGAUACCAGAGAGACAGAGUUAGCUCAAAGUAAGAUCGGGUAGAUCGGCUGAUUAGGAAACGGGUGCGCAGCAGCGGUCAGUCGCAAGUGCUAAAGUAUUUUUGAUUGACUUUUAAGUUCAAGUGCAAGCAAUGGCGGAGGUAGCUAAAUUUUCUUUUUAAUUUCCUUUUUGACAAUUAUACAAGACAUAGAUGCCAAUAUGCAAAUCUUUUGAUGUAUAUAUAUACACACACACACAGACUCACACACACACUCACUCAUUCAGACACACGCAAACUUAAAAGUUAUUUCCAUUUAGCUAAUCAAAAAGAAACGAUAAACAUAUUUAUGACACACAAAUUUAUACCUAUAUAAUAUAUAUAUAUAGAGGGAGAGAGCAGGAUGUACGUAAUGCUGAUUAUACAAGUACAUUCUGGGAAAAAGAGAGCGCGAUAAGCGAAAGAGAGAGAAGAUGUGUAAUGCUCAAAUCGAUGAUUGAGGCAAAAAUUACUAUAAUUAUGCCUGAAAGCAAAGAAUAAUAAUAUUUAUUACACAGGCCAACAAAAUUUAAAGAAAUAUCAUAAUCAAGCAGCUGAUAAUACUUUCCAGAAGAUCUUUGACUGAGUAAAACCUUUGAUAUGAGCGUAUUUCGAGUUAAGCGAGCUAAACACUCAGUAUCUGAAUAUGAAUUUAUUUUGCGUAAAGAUCAUUUUGAUAACUGAACCUACUGCUCCUCAUCUAUAAAUCGACUUUUACAUUUUCAAAAAAUCUUUUAAUAUCACUGAAAUAUCAUCUAUUGAAUUUACUAAUCAACUCUAGUCCAUAACAUCUUUUUUCCCUCCUUAAUCCCUUCAAGUCUUACUCAGUAGUUGAAAUAUUUUUGAUAAAACAAUUUGUAAACAGUUUAUGUAGUUCUUUCAGUUAUCGAAAUGAUCUUUAAGAGUAAGAAAUAUCUCAAGAACUAUAAGAGAUGUAUCUCAGCCAGUUUGAUUCAUGAUUACCGUCAGUCAAGAGAAUUCUGGAAAGUAAUGUUUGAUUCAUGUACUCAGAUAUCAAAUGCAUAUUAUUUGGCCUUUUACAACACUGAGUAAAUCAAUUUCUACAUUGCCUUUAAGAUAUUUAGCGAAAGACACUUAAGACACACAGACAGAUAAGCCGCUUAGCAAUUUUGUAUAUCUGACGAUGAUUUUGGAUUUUGGUUUUUACUUUGAGUUUAUUGUGUCUGCUUUUUGCUUUGCCUAAGCCUAAGUUCACGUGAUUUCAAAUCGUACGAUUUAAGAUUGUACUCUAUAAAUACGCCUAUAUUAAUUACGCCUGCUAUGAUUUGUACUUCAAGCUGACUAGAAACAAAAAGAAGGAAACUCUUGCUAUUCUUAAUUACUGGAAGACAUAACUUUAGUUUAAGCCUUACAUUUAACCAACUUUUGUAUCCUUAAUUGUAUAGACAUUUUUAUUGUAUAUCAUAUUUACAAGCAAAAGAAAACAUAA